ACAGCAGGUGGCGUAACGAGCGGAAACUGUUUCACAACGAUACACGAAAAGAAGAAGAAGCUUCGCCAGUUUCCGCUUGAGCUCAGCAGUGUGUUCAGUGUGGUUUUACCUGAAAUUAUUAAUCAUGGACAUACGACCGAAUCACACUAUCUAUAUCAACAAUGUCAAUGAUAAGAUCAAGAAAGAAGAGCUGAAGAGAUCACUGUACGCCUUGUUCUCCCAGUUCGGCCAGGUUAUGGACAUUGUUGCGAUGAAGACUAUGAAGAUGAGGGGUCAGGCGUUUGUUAUCUUCAGAGAGCUCGCUGCAGCCACCAAUGCCCUCAGACAGCUUCAGGGCUUCCCUUUCUACAACAAACCCAUGCGAAUCCAGUAUGCAAAAACAGACUCGGACCUGAUCUCUAAGAUGAGAGGCACGUAUGGAGAUAAAGAAAAGAAGAAAGAGAAGAAAAAGAAGGCUCUGGAACAGGCCGCCAAUGUAAAUAAGAAGCCAGCGGACGCUGUGAACACACAACCUCCUCCACCCGCCACAGUCCAGGUCCCUGACAACCCACCGAAUUAUAUUCUGUUCCUGAAUAAUCUCCCGGAGGAAACCAAUGAGAUGAUGCUCUCCAUGUUAUUCAACCAGUUUCCAGGGUUUAAAGAAGUGCGUCUGGUUCCUGGAAAGCACGACAUUGCGUUUGUGGAGUUUGAGGGUGAGGCUCAAGCCGGAGUCGCGAAGGAUGCUUUACAGGGCUUCAGAAUCACAGCCACGUGUGCCAUGAAAAUCACAUAUGCUAAAAAAUGAGCUGGCUCACACUCACUGGACUCUGAGACUUUGAUCAGGGGAUCCUCUUCUUUACAUUCAGAAUCAUCUUUUAACAAACAUGUUUGUUCAAUGACUGUUUAGUAUUGUUUUGCUUUUGUAUGGGAAUGAGUUGGUCACUGAGGACAGAUCUUUAUUUUGUAUUGUGGACUAAUAAAAUUAGCCUUUAAAAUAAA
This is a messenger RNA of Carassius auratus (goldfish), 978 nucleotides long. Its product is annotated as U2 small nuclear ribonucleoprotein B''-like. The transcript is spliced from 7 exons. The record is from RefSeq and is a predicted model, not a curated record. The coding region runs from base 125 to 784 and encodes 219 amino acids. Gene Ontology annotation, molecular function: RNA binding. Lineage: Eukaryota; Metazoa; Chordata; Actinopteri; Cypriniformes; Cyprinidae.